AUGAGCGUCGCGCCGGCGCGUAGAUUCCAUGAGGAAGGCCUUGGAUCACGAACGGGUCUCCGAAUAGGAAACAUUCGGCGCGAUGAUCGUGGGAAUGAAGACUUGGACGCGUUCUUUGCUGAAUCGAAGCGUGUGUUGGAAUGGAUGGAAGCGUCCGAUGAUGAAGCGGCGAGCGAGUCUGCACCCAGCACAGCGGACCAAAUAGAUCAGAUACCUGAACCGGAUGACAAUGGAUGGGAUCGGCGCAUUUCUCGUGUGUCGGAGUGGGCUGCGCGCAGCCUGAGUAGCGUGCCUCGAGCCUCGCCCGUAUCUAUGCUCACCAUACAAGGCGAUACAAAUAACUCCCACGCUCUUACGCCCUCGCAGGAGUAUACACAACGUAUUCAACCUAGAAGUUCUAUGGCUCCGCGUGCAGAAGAGACCAUGUGGGAGUCUACAGUUGACAUUUCACGCUCCGAUCGCACGUUUCGACUGAGUGCAUUCGCUGGUGAUGCAAGUACGUUCACAUCUUCGUCUAGUACACCAGCAAGCACUCAUGGUAGCGCAUGGUCGCAUCAGAGUAGCUUUGAACGCGAGCUUCAUUUACAGCGCACCUCGCAGCCACCGGCCCCUCUCGCGUCACAAGCUCUCACACGAACACAAGAAUCACCACACAUACAGCCUGUUACAUGGCACAAUGAUGUGACCCUACCAAGUGCAAGCACGCCUCUAGUCAGUUCUCUGCCAGCACGCUAUAGCAUGUCUCGUGGAUCAAGCACGGCUGCAGAUAUGUCACGCAUUCCUGACACGGAUAUGCCCUCAUUCCUACGCCCAGACGCAUCUAUCCUGUCUGGACAAUCCCAGCGUCGACGGCCAUCGCAUCUGCUUCCAUCGUCGUCGUCAUCCGUGCCUCUGUCACCAGCAUCAUCACAUCACGCUGAUGCUGCGCAUCCUUCGUCUUGGGACGUUGCUUCGCAGGUGUCGGCCUCAAUACCCGAGCUUGAUGCUAUGCACGAUGUGCCGGACGACUUUGGAACCAAACAGGAUGCGGGUCAGGAAUUUGCCCAAAACUAUUUCGAUUUAGGUUACGGCACUGUUGGAACGGAUCUAGAUGCGCAACUCAGUUCGAACCUUGACGCACCACUCAACACGCUAGAGCCCGUUGACAAUAUUCCAAACGGUGGCAUCAUCGAUGAUGUCGUAGAACGUGGUGUUGAUCGAAAUGACAAUGUGCCUGUGCAGCCCAUACUGCCCAAGAAGCGUGGCCGUGGACGUCCACGGAAAGACGAGUCCAUGCCGCCACCGCGAGGAAGACCGGGGCGACCACCUGGUCGGCAGAAACCAGCGCAGAAAAUCGUUGAACGGAUCUACGACCCACCGUCUUGGCAGCUUGAGAAUCCUGAUGGCUUACGGCGCGGAAAGCGCCAUCGGAUUGCACCACUGGAUUGGUGGCGUGGCGAGCGUGCGUUGUAUGGAAAGCCUGACGAGCCGGCGGAGCAGGAGGAGGGGCCAGAAGGUCUGGUUGCACCUGUGCUAAAAAAGGUGAUCCGUGUGCCGCGAGCACCCGGUGAAGGCACGUUCUCAGGCAUGCGCCGCUUUCGUGCCAAACCUGCAGGGUAUGCUCACCCUGGACGGCCAGUGGGAUCGAAGAACUUUGUACCGCGGCUUACACCUGUGGAUGAGAGCGAAAAUGAGACAGGCGUGGACGAUGAAGACACGCGUUUGAUCGUUCGGAAUCCAGAAGACGGAUGGGAUGAUAAUACAGAUCCGUAUGGACGAGUCGUUGAUGCUGAUUUGAAUGCCGAGGUAACGAUGCGGAUUGCAUGCACAGCAGCCGGGAUUCGGCCACGACCUGCCUUUAAUCAACAGUUCUCGUACGAAAAGAUUUUCGGCAUCAGCGAUUUUAUGGCUGCAGGUGUGUUGGUGAUACCUCGUGGGGGGAGAAAAACCUACCAAGCCGAGCAAGGAUAA
Malassezia globosa CBS 7966 is the source of this 1950-nucleotide messenger RNA. RefSeq lists its product as uncharacterized. Gene Ontology annotation, biological process: attachment of mitotic spindle microtubules to kinetochore; spindle attachment to meiosis I kinetochore; kinetochore assembly. Bases 1 to 1950 code for a protein of 649 amino acids. The transcript has a single exon. NCBI's taxonomy places the organism in Eukaryota, Fungi, Basidiomycota, Malasseziomycetes, Malasseziales, Malasseziaceae. Gene Ontology annotation, cellular component: kinetochore. The record is from RefSeq and is a predicted model, not a curated record. Gene Ontology annotation, molecular function: centromeric DNA binding.